CUUCCAGUCCACCUCCCUCCUGACCUCCGUCAGGUUACAGUUCCUGGCUGGAUGUUUCCUGGUCUAGGGACUGUGGGCACCGGGGACUGAAGGGAGAGAAUGUCCAGCUACACCACUACCAGGACGGUGUUAACGCAGCCAAGCGGAGCCUGCAGAUGGACAUCCAGACAGCCGUGCAUAAGAUCUACCAGCAGCUGUCUGUCACUCUGGAGAGAGCCCUGCAGGCCAACAAGCAUCACAUAGAGGCCCAGCAGCGCCUCCUGCUGGUGACAGUGUUUGCCCUGAGCGUGCGUUACCAGUCUGUGGACGUGUCCCUGGCCAUAUCCAGUGGCCUCCUCAAUGUGCUGUCACAGCUGUGUGGCACAGAAACCCUGCUGGGACAACCACUCCAGCUGCUACAGAAACCAGGGGUGUCUCAGCUCAGCACUGCCCUGAAGGUGGCCUCCACACGACUACUGCAGAUACUGGCCAUCAGCACCGGGACGUACGCAGACAAGCUAGGACCCAAGGUGGUCCAGUCCCUGUUGGACUUGCUGUGUAGCCAGCUGAAGAACCUUCUGUCCCAGGCAGGAGUCAGCCUGCUCACUGCCGACCCGGGGAAGAACCAGGAGAACCAGGACAAGAAGUCUGAGGAUGGAGCCGACCCAGAGAAGACAGACUUCAGAGCCUUGGUGCGUAAGCAGCACACAGCAGAGCUUCACCUGGGAGACUUCCUGGUGUUCCUGAGGCGAGUCGUCUCCUCCAAGGCCAUCCAAUCCAAGAUGUCUUCUCCAAAGUGGACAGAGGUGCUGCUCAACAUCGCUGCACAGAAAUGCUGCUCAGGAGUCCCUCUGGUGGGCAACCUGAGAACUCGUCUCCUGGCCCUUCAUGUUCUGGAGGCUGUGCUGCCUGCCUGCGAGGCCAGUGUAGAGAACGACCAGAUGACACAGGUACUGGAGCUGUAUGCAGAGUGAAGCCUCUCAAAAUUG
Molecule: messenger RNA, 968 nt
Organism: Oncorhynchus keta (chum salmon)
Lineage: Eukaryota; Metazoa; Chordata; Actinopteri; Salmoniformes; Salmonidae
Product: probable E3 ubiquitin-protein ligase HERC1
Exons: 6
Coding region: 156-953 (265 amino acids)
Source: RefSeq, a predicted model, not a curated record